Messenger RNA from Lachancea meyersii CBS 8951, 2472 nucleotides. NCBI's taxonomy places the organism in Eukaryota, Fungi, Ascomycota, Saccharomycetes, Saccharomycetales, Saccharomycetaceae. The record is from the annotation of a GenBank genome assembly.
AUGGCUGGGUCGCAGCUCAAAAAUUUGAAAAAAUCGCUCAAAGAGCAAGGUUUUACAGGACAAACGAAUGUGAAAGGUUCGAAGAAGGGAAGCAAGAGACAAGCCAAAGAGUAUGACCGCGAGGAGAAAGCUCAGCGAAUCGCCAAAAUUCGGGAACAGUUCAAUCCGUUCGAGCUGAAAGUGAACCGUGACAAAAAAACUACACAGACUGGUAAGAAUGCGUCUUUGAAAGCAGUGGGUAAACCUGGUAUUUCCAAGCAAAUCGGCGAGGAACGGCGUCUAGUGGCUCAUGAGGCUCACCAGCGGCGUAAAAACAGACUCGGAGGCCUCACUGACCGCAGAUUCGGAGAAAGAAAUAAAAAUUUGACCGAGGAAGAAAAGAUGUUGGAACGUUUCACCCGGGAAAGACAGGCUCAGUCCUCGUCUAAAAAAUCGUUGUUCAAUCUUGAGGAUGACGACGAGGGAGAUGAUUUUGGAGCUGCUGGCGAUGAAGACCUGUAUGGCGGUACUUUGACGCAUUACGGUCAGUCGCUGGCAUUGGAAGACGAUUUUCAAGACGACGACUUGGGCUUGGAACAAUCCAAGCGAUCAGCAUCGGCCUUCGACGGUGAUGAGGAUGAUGAAUCAAGACCUGCUAAGAAGAAAACCAAGGCGGAAGUUAUGAAGGAAGUCAUCGCCAAGUCUAAAUUCUAUAAGCAUGAGCGUCAAAAGGCUCAGGAAAAACUCGUUGAAGACAUCGAAGAUGUCGAUGAAGAAUUCGACGACAUUAUGUCGGAGCUAUCCACUAUUUCCAAGCAAAAGCCUAAGUUACCUGCUGAAAGUGGCGCAUCCGAUAAGCAGUACGAUACGAAGGUCAGGGAACUAGGUCUAGAGAGAAGAGCAGUUCCAGCAGAUCGUACCAAAACCCAAGAAGAGAUCGACCAAGAAAACGCUGAGAAGCGUGAGAAGCUGGAGCAAGCGAGAAUCGAUAGAAUGAACGGUAUGGCUGGGAUAGACGUGGACGAAGAUCGUGGAGUGGAAGAUCUGGGCGACGAUUUCUGGGAAGGUGACAACUCAGAGGAGGAAGAAGAAUUUGGUGAACACAUAGACAAUGGCUUCGCGAUGGACGACGUUCAGCUACCAGGUGACAAAGGCGAGAAAGGCCGCAGUUCAGGUUCUAAAGCUGUCGCGAUUCUAGCUUGUCCUCAGAGUCAAGACGAACUGAUGGACAUUCUCGAAAAUCAUAGUGCUAAGGAUCACCCUUCCUUGGUUAAGGAAAUCAUCAGAACUUAUCAACCCAGACUAGCGGCUGGCAACAAAGAAUUACUCGGAACAUUUGUUGGUGUGCUCUUGAGACAUAUACUUUAUGUCUCUAACGACUACAAUGACAGCAAUGCAAAGGAACUUGGUAAGAUGCAAAACGAGCUUAUAGCCAUAUUGAGGUCCAUGGCUCAGAAAUAUAAUGAGCCUUUGUCUUUGACCUGUCGAGAAAUAUCAAACGAAAUUCAGACCAGGUUCAAAACUCAGCGGUCUCAUGGAUUGCUGGCAUCAGACCUGGUCUUUUUCACUUUGGUUGGAUACAUCUUUUCUACUUCAGACCACUACCAUCUAGUGGCCACUCCGAGUAACGUUCUCAUGGGCGAGCUAUUAGAACAGACAAAACUAAACACCUUCCAGAACAUUGCGUUUUGUGCAGUUCUAGCCAGAAUAUCCCUGACCUACCAAAGGUUAGCAAAGCGCUUUGUCCCAGAGCUUGUCUAUUUUUUCGAAAAGUCGUUGACGACUUUGUUACCCAUAAGCGAAGCAUCAAAGCUGGAGAAGGGUCUCACAAAAGUCAUUUGUGACACUAACGACCUAAAGGCUCCGCCAAAAAUUACUGCCAAAUCAAUGGAGAAAUCUACUUUAAGCCUUCGCUUGAUAAGUGAUCAAAAACGACAGGUUAGUGACAGCGACAAAAUCGCUCUUCUGUGCAAUAUCUUCACGUCUAUGGAAGAAGCUAUAACACAGAUAUGGAAAGAUAUGUCUUGUUUUCCUGAGCUUGCCGUUACUGUUAAACCAAUCUUGAUGGCAUACUGCGAGCAAUAUCCCAACCUGGAAACACUAAGAGUCAUCGUUGAGAAAAUUGAAAGGUUUGAGGCUUUCAGUGAGCAUUUUCCUCUUGCUUUGCAAAAUCACCGCCCUCUAAGUAUACCGAUGCAUACGCCCAAAUUCGAAGAGAACUUCAAUCCCGACAAAAAGUCCAACGAUCCUGACAGAACAAGAAAUGAGGUCAACAAGGUGAAGGCUCAACUAAAGAAAGAACGCAAGUUCACCAUGAAAGAAAUUAGGAAGGAUACCAAGUUCGAAGCUAGACAGCAAAUUGACCAAAAGAAGAAGGAAUACUCCGACUACCAUGCUAAGAUGGCUCGGAUCGUUAAUCAAAUUAGUACAGAGGAAGGCGCCGAGAAGGGCAAGUACGAAAGAGAAAAGAGACUGCGUAACAGCAAGAAGUAA